CCCUUCUUUCUUAUCCAGCCCUGUGCCAAUCCAUCUUCCAAUCCCUCCUGUCCUUUUUUUGUCUUGUUUAUUUGUAGGGUUUCUUUCUCAAUCCAUCUUUCAAAAUGAUUAUUUUCAAGGAUAUCCUGUCCGGUGACGAGGUCCUCUCCGACACCUUCAACCUCAAGGUUGUCGACGGUGUCUUCUACGAGUGCGACUGCAAGAAGUAUCUCAAGAAGAAGAACGAGGACUUCGAGCUCGAGGGUGCUAACCCCUCCGCCGAGGGUGGUGACGAGGAUGGUGAGGAGGGUGGUGAGGUUAUGGUCCACGACAUUGAGGACCAGUUCCGUCUUGUCUGGCUCAAGACUGAGGAGGGCAUGAAGCCUUCCAAGGAUGCCUUCAAGUCUCACCUGAAGACCUACAUGAAGAAGGUCCUCACCAAGCUCCAGGAGACUGGCGCCUCCGAGGAGACCAUCAACGAGUUCAAGAAGGGUGCCCCCGCUGGUGUCAAGAAGAUCCUUGCUAACUACGACAACUAUGAUGUUCUCAUGGGCCAGUCCAUGGACGGGGAUGCUAUGCACGUCCUGAUUGACUUCCGUGAGGAUGGUGUCACCCCCUUCGCUACCCUCUGGAAGCACGGUCUCGAGGAGAUGAAGGUCUAAAUUACGAUUCCAUGAAGAAUACUCUCACAUAAAGGAAAAUAAAAACAGAAGGAAGAUGGGUAUCGCUAGUCUCAUUUUUCAUAUAAUAUCCUAAGCUCGCUCUAUCUCGCAUAUUCUGGAUCCCAUUUGAUCAGAGUCACGCCUCAUGAAUCUCAUACCUGUUACGCCCUCUUUACUUUCUUCUUUUAAUCGAGCCCCGCCCCAGAUGCUCUAGACGACCUUGAAAAAUACUAUUCGCAUCACCCACCCCCCGGCAAGAUUAUAUCUCUGUCCAUACCGUAGCCUACAAGUAUUGGUAGUAAACUACCCGCAAAAUAUGCGCCCCAA
Messenger RNA from Aspergillus ochraceoroseus IBT 24754, 968 nucleotides. RefSeq names its product translationally-controlled tumor protein. Bases 105 to 641 code for a protein of 178 amino acids. Gene Ontology annotation, cellular component: cytoplasm. The record is from RefSeq and is a predicted model, not a curated record. The transcript has 4 exons. Gene Ontology annotation, molecular function: calcium ion binding. Lineage: Eukaryota; Fungi; Ascomycota; Eurotiomycetes; Eurotiales; Aspergillaceae.